ACACAGCUAGUGCCACCAGAUACUGUCGUCGCCAGACUUCUGUUCUCUCUCUCUCUCUCUCGCUUUUGCUCUCCAUCCUUCUUUCGCUUUUCCAAAUGGAAGCUGCCAUCAACACGCUCAUCUGCCAGUUCAAAACCUUUGCUGGGAGCGAUGGGUCCUGCAAAACCCUGAGCAAGGAGGAAUUCCGCAGCCUGGUGGCCUCUCAGCUACCCAAUUUUGUCCAGAAUGCCAGCGAUCCCGCCGUGAUUGACCAGCUUAUGGGCUCGUUGGACAUGAACAAUGACGGAGAACUGACGUUCGACGAGUUCUGGCAGCUGAUUGGCACACUGGCGAAAAAGCAAGGAGGCUUCAGCCAAUAGGAGAGCUCAAGGCGAUAUUUAAAAAGCAACUGCUCUUCAACUCUUCUACUGCUCAUGUAUUACUGAGGUUCUGGUGCAGAAGUACUGUAACAUGUUGUGGUUUCGCUGUGGACACUAG
Messenger RNA from Scleropages formosus (Asian bonytongue), 477 nucleotides. RefSeq names its product protein S100-A11-like. Gene Ontology annotation, molecular function: calcium ion binding; calcium-dependent protein binding; transition metal ion binding. The transcript has 3 exons. The coding region runs from base 96 to 359 and encodes 87 amino acids. Lineage: Eukaryota; Metazoa; Chordata; Actinopteri; Osteoglossiformes; Osteoglossidae. The record is from RefSeq and is a predicted model, not a curated record. Gene Ontology annotation, cellular component: perinuclear region of cytoplasm.